CUGGGAUGGCAAGGGUGUACUGUACACACAAAAAAAGAGUCAUCUUUCACACACAAAAAAAGAGUCCAAACCCCAUCCCAUGGCGACGCCGCGACCCCUCCUUCUCCUCCUCGUCGGGCUCGCCGCCACUGCCGCCGCUGCCGCAGGGGACGCGCCGUUCGUGGUGGCGCACAAGAAGGUCGCGCUGUCCCGUCCCGGCCCCGGCGUUGAGCGCCUCGCCGUCACCCUCGACCUAUACAACCAGGGUGCCGCGACUGCCUAUGAUGUUAGCCUGAAUGAUGACUCUUGGCCACAGGAUGCAUUUGAUAUUGUCUCUGGAAGCACAUCAAAGAUAGUUGAAAAGCUUGAACCCGGUGCUACUGCUUCCCACAACUUCGUUUUGGAGACUAAAGUACAGGGCAGGUUUCAGGGUUCUCCUACAGUUAUUAAAUAUCGUGUUCCCACAAAGGCUGCACUUCAGGAGGCCUAUUCGACCCCCAUCCUUCCACUUGACAUCCUUGCUGAGAGACCCCCACAACAGAAGUUUGAAUUGGCUAAGAGAUUUGUCGGAAAAUACGGAUCGCUGGUGUCUGUUGUUUCCUUUGUUGGUAUGUUUGUGUACCUGGUCGCCAGCCCAUCGAAAUCCAGUGCUUCAAAAGGAAGCAAGAAGAAGCGCUGAAUAAAUAUGUUUGUUUGCUACCCUUUUUGUAGUAGUUGAUUUUCAUCUGAGAAACUUUACAAAUUGAUACUCCUUCAAGCUUUGAGUUGCUCCCAUGUACUGUGAUGAAGUAGCCAGGACUAAGUUGUCACUAAUUUUGGCCCCUUGAGAAUCUCAGGUGAAACCUGAGCACACUGUCUUUAACAAGAGUAGUAGAUCUUAUAAUACUUUCAAUCAUUUGAGAUUCUGAAUGCUCGGUCCGGGCCUUUCAGCUAUGAAUAUUUUCACAUGAAAAGUGGAUAUAUAUAGCUUUGCUUUUUCCCUGCC
Molecule: messenger RNA, 964 nt
Organism: Phragmites australis (common reed)
Lineage: Eukaryota; Viridiplantae; Streptophyta; Magnoliopsida; Poales; Poaceae
Exons: 6
Coding region: 80-658 (192 amino acids)
Cellular component (GO): endoplasmic reticulum
Source: RefSeq, a predicted model, not a curated record